AUGCGUCAGCUCUAUGACGGCAUGAUGGCGCUAGUCACGGACAAUGCAACUGUCCUAGAGGCAGUCAAAGUAACCAACGGAGUAAAGCAGGGCUGUGUUCUCGCGUUUACCCCCUUCACUCUCAUGUUCUCUGCCAUGCUGAUGGACGCAUACCGUGACGAACGCCCUGGGAUCCGCAUCGCCAACAGUACGGACGGCCAACUGCUCAACCCUCGCAUCACUGUGAACUGGCGCGUCAACCCUCACCCUCAUCGCCAACAAUGUCGAUUCGAUCCCAGCCUGUCCUCAUUGCGAUCGAACGUUCAACUCACGCACCUGGCUGGCCGGUAA
Spirometra erinaceieuropaei is the source of this 330-nucleotide messenger RNA. The record is from the annotation of a GenBank genome assembly. Lineage: Eukaryota; Metazoa; Platyhelminthes; Cestoda; Diphyllobothriidea; Diphyllobothriidae.